CGCAAUCAUCGUAAUGCUGUAAUCCUAUUUCUCCUCUCAGUCGCUCCUUCAUCACCAUACACAUGUCCUUCCAAAGACACCGCGCGAAACGACAUCCACGGCGAAAAUGUGGCGCAGAAUCUAUCUGCUGCUUGUGCUGGUGAGGCUUUACUUUGCGCUAUCGCCGAGCUACAUUCAUCCCGAUGAGCACUUUCAAGGGCCCGAAAUCAUCGCCGGAGAAGUGUUCGGGUAUCCCAUCUACAAAACAUGGGAGUUCACCACCGACCACCCCAUUCGCAGCAUUUUCCCUUUCUGGCUGAUCUACGGCUGGCCACUCACUGUUCUCAAAUGGGUUCACGAAGGUCUUGGGUAUGGUCCUGUCCAGCCCGCGACUGCCUUCUACUGCCUACGAUGCCUCAUGUUCCUCAUCAGCUUCGUGCUGGGUGACUGGGCAUUACACGAACUGCUGCCAGCCAUCGAGAAUCGCCGAACGGCCAUCAUGCUGGUUGCAUCCUCCUACGUGACCUGGACCUUGCAGACACACACCUUCUCCAACAGCAUCGAGACCAUAGCUGUGCUCUGGUCCCUCGUGCUCAUUCGAAGACUCUCCGACAACAAUGACGCGGUGCAGGCUCAGGCAUCUUGCGCAUUCGCAUUUGUUGGUGUUGUCGGUGUCUUCAAUCGCAUCACUUUCCCAGCAUACCUUAUGAUACCCCUCUCCCAGCUUUUGCAUGGGCUUUAUCUUCAACCGCUUCGCAUCCCCGCCAUGCUCGCAGCCGGUCUGCUCACCAUGGCUGUGGCGAUCACCAUGGACACCGAAUUUUACAGCGGCUACAGGCCGCAUCUCAGAGACCUUUUCAAUACUGCCGUGUUCACGCCUCUCAACAACUUGACUUACAAUGCCGAUGCCGCCAAUCUGGCAAAGCAUGGUCUUCACCCGUUCUGGCAACAUUUCGUCGCCAACCUUCCCCAGUUGAUCGGUCCGGCAUUCCCGCUCGUGUUACUGUCAGCAAGAAGGGGCACACUGUUCUGGUCGGCGAUAGCAGGCACUGUCGCGCUCUCAUGCUUUCCGCACCAAGAGGCAAGAUUUCUCCUGCCCGCAGUUCCACUUCUUUUGGCCAGCGUGAGGAUUCCACGGCUCGUACGACCUCACUGGAUUGCCAUCUGGACCAUUUUCAACAUCCUAGCAGGAGUACUAUUUGGAGUGUAUCAUCAAGGAGGCGUCGUUCCUGCGCAGACGUGGAUCGCCCAGCAGCCCGAUAUCAACCACGCGAUAUGGUGGAAGACGUACAGCCCACCACGGUGGCUCCUUGAUGGAAGAAAUGAAGAUGUGGAAACGACAGAUCUGAUGGGCAUGAAAAUUGACAAGAUGAUUGAACAGCUUGGCAUGGCAGCGCAGUGCGAGACUGCACAGAACAGAACUCUUUUGGUUGCGCCCAGCAGCGCUACUGCUCUUGACGCUUACACGUGGCCAUCAGACACGAAGCACGAUCUGGUGUUCACGAAACUUUGGCAGCAUCGACAGCAUGUUGGCUUGGACGAUCUCGAUUUUGGCGAUGACGGAGUGCUGCCUACGCUGCAGAGAGUGGUUGGCAGAAGAGGGCUGACUGUCUGGCAAGUAAGCAAGCAAUGCUAAUUGUUCCCAGCGUGGCCAAGAUAUCGUUGUCAUUAUUCCUGAUACACCUCGCUGAAUGAUGCCGCUUGCAGCACAGAUGGCGCGCGCCACGCGGACGGACAAUUGUCACGUUACCUCCUGACGCGAACCCGGCGCCGAAUCAACGUAUUUCGCAACGUGGUUGAUACAGUCCUAGCAUCCAGCGAAUGUGCACCAGCUAAGCUGACACAUCAGUGGCGUCGCUCUGCUGGAAAAAUGUCCUUGCUGAACUACGCGUAUCCUUCUCGAGUGCCGCGAGUCCCAGUCCGAGGCCAGAAGCUACCAACUUUACCACUGAUCAUAGUCAGUGAAGUCUAAUCUCAGGCCCGCUUACUACCAAAAAAUCGAGCACUUUUUUGAAUGCUGAGGACAAGCCUCUUCACAUAAUAAAUUCU
Messenger RNA from Cercospora beticola, 2028 nucleotides. RefSeq names its product glycosylphosphatidylinositol-alpha 1,2 mannosyltransferase (gene SMP3). Gene Ontology annotation, cellular component: endoplasmic reticulum membrane. Gene Ontology annotation, biological process: GPI anchor biosynthetic process. The record is from RefSeq and is a predicted model, not a curated record. Gene Ontology annotation, molecular function: alpha-1,2-mannosyltransferase activity. NCBI's taxonomy places the organism in Eukaryota, Fungi, Ascomycota, Dothideomycetes, Mycosphaerellales, Mycosphaerellaceae.